UUGAAUAAAGUCAUUCUUUACUUCGUAGUUGUUGAUGCUAUGUGAACGCUAUCACUGUUCCUUACCUGGAUCCAGAAGACGGAUGUACUGUACCACGACUACGGCAUUGAUUCUUCGGUUUCAUUCCGCAUAUUUCCGGCGUCAGUUGGUUGAGAGUUUGCUGCCACGAGAAUGGGAAACAGUGUCCCCACUUGAUGCAAAGGUGAUCGGACUGAAGAGAAGCAUGCUUUCAGACAGUGCACGAAACGCCAAGCAAUGCUGCCUCCUGAGCGAUUCAAGACCUAUGUCGAAGCCAGGAGCAUCUUCACCCCUCUGCGUGGUGUGCACCAUAGUGGCGGAUAUAUCCCUGGAAGCAAGCACUACACCGGGGUAGUCCACCACAGUGCGCAUCAUGGAGCUGGACAUCAUGGCUCUUCUGGCGGACACUACGGUUAAAUUUCAAAAAUCAACACGGUCUUGAGUACUUCGAAGUAGAUAUUUCAUAUGAAAAUGUUGACAACUACUCUUAUCAUGCUG
Messenger RNA from Phytophthora nicotianae INRA-310, 516 nucleotides. RefSeq lists its product as hypothetical. The transcript has a single exon. The record is from RefSeq and is a predicted model, not a curated record. Lineage: Eukaryota; Oomycota; Peronosporomycetes; Peronosporales; Peronosporaceae. The coding region runs from base 35 to 373 and encodes 112 amino acids.